Mya arenaria is the source of this 2530-nucleotide messenger RNA. Its product is annotated as phosphoserine aminotransferase-like. Lineage: Eukaryota; Metazoa; Mollusca; Bivalvia; Myida; Myidae. Gene Ontology annotation, biological process: L-serine biosynthetic process. The record is from RefSeq and is a predicted model, not a curated record. Gene Ontology annotation, molecular function: O-phospho-L-serine:2-oxoglutarate transaminase activity; pyridoxal phosphate binding. Gene Ontology annotation, cellular component: cytoplasm. The coding region runs from base 87 to 1208 and encodes 373 amino acids. The transcript has 9 exons.
UUAUUUAUGAAUCGUUCGCGCAAUAUGGUUCAUUUUCUCUGAAAUCAAGCAACUGAAAGGGUGCGUUUAACGAAUAAAAUAUCAAGAUGCCGCAAAAUAAAGAAAGAGAACAUGUGAUGAACUUCUCUCCUGGACCUGCAAAGCUUCCUGACGAGGUAUUGGUGCAGGCCCAGAAAGACCUGACUAACUACGCAGGCACGGGUGUUAGUGUUAUGGAGCUCAGUCACAGGUCGAAGGACUUUGAGAGUAUCAUUCAGCGGGCAGAACAGGACCUUCGUAGCCUGCUUGACAUCCCAGAAAACUACAAGGUGUUGUUCAUGCAGGGUGGGGGUACAGGGCAGUUCUGCGCAGUACCCUGUAAUCUCAUGGACCUGAAGCCUGGUCGCACAGCUGACUACAUUGUGACUGGCUGCUGGUCUGAGAAGGCUGCCAAGGAAGCAGAGAAAUAUGGCUCCGUGAACCUUGUCCUACCAAAGACAAAGAAGUACACAGGUAUCCCCCCAGAGUCAGAAUGGAAUCUCAACCCUGAUGCUUCAUAUGUCUUUUACUGUGCCAAUGAAACUGUACAUGGUGUCGAGUUCCAGUUUAUACCAGAGACUAACGGUGUGCCUCUUGUCUGUGAUAUGUCGUCCAAUAUCCUCACUCGCCAGGUGGACAUCUCAAAGUUUGGUGUGAUAUUUGCUGGAGCCCAGAAGAACAUUGGUUGUGCCGGAUGUACCGUGAUCAUCAUUCGGGAGGAUCUUCUUGGACGAGCCUUGCCUAACAUCCCUGCAGUGUUCUGCUACAACACCAUGAACACAAACAACUCACUGUUCAAUACACCACCCACCUACAGUAUCUACAUCAUGGGCCUGGUGUUUAACUGGAAGAAGGAAAAUGGCGGUGUUGACGGUAUGGAGGAGAACUCUCUGGUCAAGUCAGGCCUCAUCUAUGACGUCAUCGACAACUCCAGUGGCUUCUAUGUGUGUCCGGUGAACAUUGACUGCCGUAGCCGGAUGAAUGUGCCGUUCCGUAUUGGGUCGGCGGAGGGCUGCGAUGUGCUGGAGAAGAAGUUUCUGGACCAGGCGGCAGAACUUGGGAUGAUACAGCUGAAGGGUCAUAGAUCGGUUGGAGGUAUACGAGUGUCCCUGUAUAACGCGGUAACAGUGGAAGAAACACAGAUCCUGGCUGACUUCAUGAAAGACUUCCUUAAUAAGCAUAGAAAUUGAUCACAUCAUGGACUUCCUGACACUUGACCAAAUCAAAUGAUGCUUUAUGUAUAUGAAUUGUGAAAAUACUCCACAAAUAAUUGCAGAAAGUAACAGAAUCAGAUAGGGCAUGAUUUGUGGGUUUUGUUUAACUGCAGUGCAAAUGUGAUAUAUUCAUACUGGUAGCAGUGUGAUUUUAUGUUUUAAUAAAUUCAGUUUUAUUCUUUAUCAGUUUAAUAAAUACUGUUUGGUAUUUAAUUAUGUAUUUUGUAGCCUUAGUUUUAUUUCUGUAUUUCUAUAAGUAAGAAAUACAGGUGUGUUUAUCAUCUCUGAGAUUUAGGGUUAUAGUUUGUUUUAGGCCAAGUAUUGGUUCAUGUUACACUUGAAACAUGUGGUAUUAACAACCACAGGUAAUCUAUUACCGAUCUUUUGUGAAUGUCAGCUAAUGUUACGCUCAUACUUAUAACAAUCUGUCGUUUGUACUUCUAAUAUACCAUCAUUACUAACUUAACUUCAAACAUCCUCUUUGGCUAUCACUUUUUGAUUUUUAAAUCAUAGCCAUCCUUUUACUCACAUAAUCUAUGUCUAGGAAUAUAUGCAUGAACAUGUAACGGCCACAGAAUGUCUUUCAGUUCUGCCUUGGCACAGUUCAUUACUUUUAAAAGAGCAACAAAAAUAUUAUUGUUUUAAUAUUUUAUCAAAUUCUUUUCAUUUGUCACUGAAUGUUUGUCCUUGAAAUGUAAAAUCAUUCACUGUCAAUAUUUGUCUUUGAAAAGUUGUGCCUUAAUGUUUAACCCAUGGUCUUGUUAGAGACCUUGACCAAUUUUUAACAGAGGAUAUGCAAGGAUAACAUUUUACUCAUCAUUACAACUUAUUAAUUUUGAAACUUCAAUGAAGCACCUUACAGAAAAAUAACUGACAGGAAACAUUAAUGUUGUAUUUUUAAUGUGAAUUUUGUUGGGGGUGAAUGCCACAAGGUGCCAAAACCUUCUACAGUUUGAUGUGGCUUGGUGCCUCUGGCACUGGGUUACCCUUUCGUAGUCUGUAGACAUUCUCAGUUGGAAAAACAUUAACAAGAAUCAAUGUGAAGGGCUUCCAUGUAGCAUAUCCGUGAAUAAAUAGAAUCUCCACUGUUGAACUGAUAUUAUCUACAUGUCGAUAUAUGAACAAAUAUCUGUAUUGUGUCCAUGAAGUAUGUAUUUUUGAAAAACUGUUAAAACUAGUCGCCAUGACCUCAUGUUUCAAUAUUCAUGCAUACAUAUACAAGUUCAUACCUGUUGUUUGUUAUAUUGUGUAUUGGUUUUGUUAUAAUUCCAAUACUGAGAAUAAAAGAUGAAAUCUUG